ACUAUCCAUCGGUCAGCUUUCUUGCACUGGUCGUCGUACUGUGUGUGGUAAAGAGUGUGAGUGUGAGUGUGUAUGUGUGUCAGUUGACUCCUCCACCGCGCAGGAUCUCUCCACCGCUUCGCGGAAGAACGCGUCUCUGCUGUCCCGCUAAAGAUGGAUCUGUCCGCGGCAGGGGACCGUGUGUUUGCCGCUGAGGCCAUCCUGAAGCGUCGCAUCCGCAAGGGGCGGAUGGAGUACAUGGUGAAAUGGAAAGGAUGGGCAAUAAAGUAUAGCACAUGGGAACCUGAGGAAAACAUUCUGGAUGAACGACUCGUUGCAGCAUUUGAACAAAAAGAACGAGAACAAGAGAUGUAUGGACCAAAAAAGAGGGGCCCAAAACCUAAAACGUUGCUUCUGAAGUCGAGAGCACAAGCUGUAGAGGGCAUCCCACGAGUCCAGGAGUUUAAGCACAUUCGUCCUCAGCAUGCUUCCAAAAUUCCUCAGCCCUCCGUCGUACCGUCCUACACCCCCAGUGCCCCAUCCAACGCAAAGCUGCAGUCAGGUGCCGCCCAGCCCAAACUGAAGAAAGACAUUCACCGCUGUCAUCGUAUGGCCCGUCGACCUCUGCCCCGCCUGGACCCCUCAGCGCAAACAGCGGGUCCUUUUUCCUCUCGGCCCACAGUUAGUCCGUUCUCAGAAACUGUCCGUAUUCUGAACCGGAAGGUCAAACCCAGAGAGGUGAAGAAAGGGCGGGUCAUUCUGAACCUUAAAGUGCUUGACAAGUCUGAAAAUGGUACCGGCAGUAAAAGGACACACAUGCAAAGCUCUGUCCAGCCAUCACAUUACGGGCGGCAGAAAAUUCCAUCUCGAAAUAGGGUGAUUGGGAAAAACAGGCGCUUCGGCGAAGUGUCCUACCGUGGUCUCCAACCCCCCAUGAGGAGCUCUGGCUUUCCCAUUUUUGGAAAGCUGUUUAAUUCUGAUUCGCUUAAAGCAGAGAGCCAAACUCAAAGUGUGGAAUGCCGCAACAACGUACCCAACAAUGGCCUGUCUUCGUCAUCCUCUUCAUCCCAAAGUUCAAAGCUUCAGAUGUCAGACUUUUCCAAAAGUCAGACUCUCAACGAUGAACAGCCUCCUUCCGUCUCAAGCUCGGAUGUUUCAGACGGCGAGCCACCGUCCCCACCACAAGGCAAAUCCCAGCAUUCCUCGUUGACGCCCAAGCCCACCACAACAAUCGCCCCGGAUCCAGCUCGUCACAAACUCACCAUUCAACACCUGAAAAACACCUCAGGUCCAUCUGCUCUUCCAUCCUCCCCCAUGUUCUCCUCUUCGUCCUCAGCCUCAUCAUGCUCAGAGGACAACGAGCACAUACUGGACCUUUCCGUACCUCACGAAAUUGACAGGCGAAUGCGGCGACGCCAUCCCUUUUCUGGUCGCCGGGCCCUCAAGGUCCCUGAGGUGCCCGUGUCAGAAGAGCCGUCGGAAGAGGAAGAUGUGGACUGGCGCCCUGACAUGACGUCUCAGUGUGCCAAUGUGGUCGUCACGGACAUUACAGCCAAUCUCUUCACUGUGACGAUCAAAGAGUUUUGUCAUCCGCCUUCCGCUACCUCUCCACCCUGUAACCCUAAAAAUGCGGCAGCUCAACAAAACACACAACAGCCAAAAGGACUUGGAAUAUACUAUCUUAUCGAGGGCUUAAGAAUUCGUUGGCCCUAUUGUGUUUUUUUUUGUUCUCAAGGACAGAAUCUCACCGUUAUCUUUUUUUUAAUUAUUAUUACUGUUGUUUCCACCGCCAACCUGAAGUUCAUCGUCGUCAUCUUGGCCGCCGGGAUGGUGGCGUUUAUCGGAGCGGUUAUCUGCAUCAUCGCCGCGGUCCACAGCGGAUCUCCGCCGGCUUCAGCAUCCGCAGCACAGCCCCUGGCUGACAACCAGUCACUGUCUCAGGACCGAACCGGGAAGAUGUUAUCGUCAGGCUCGGUAGCCCGGACAGGACCGCUGGACGCUCUCCAUGGUACUGAUGCGAUCAGCAGAGAGAGAGGGGGACCCGAGGCGCCCUCCUUCUACGGCGUAACCGGAGUAGUGACCGGAGACAGCGAACAGCAGGUCACGUACAGCAGACUUAUCUGCACCCCUGUGCCCGCCGGUGAGUGCAACCCCAAAAACUUUCAGCAACAAGCGGACGACCCAUCUUUAUAUGCGGGAGAGGAUUGGGGGUAUCUCCGCACCACAGCCGAGGAGCUCCGGAAGACGGUUCUUCAGCAGAAAGACGAGAUCUUGACGGAUCAAAGGACAAUACGGGAGCUAACGGGAAAGCUUUCGGAAUGCGAGAGUGGGCUGAAAGGGCGAAAGGUCCCGGGACGUCGGGACACCCCAAAAGAGCAGAAGGACCAGCUCAUGAUGCAGGACGAUGCGGGACCCUUGAUGCGCACGGCUCAUGCGGUUGAGGAGCUGGCGCAUGCCAUAACUCAAAUAAAAGACCGCAUUGAGAAACUGGAGUCUGAAAUGACAGCACCAGCGUUCAAUCACACAGACACAAGCUCACAGAAAGCCUCAGGCGCUGCUCUCAAGCCUUCCCGGGCUCGAACGACAAACACACAGAGACGACUGGAAGAUCUGGAAGGAGAGCUGAAGAGAAAGAUCAAACAGCUUGAGGAAGAGAGGAAAGCUCUGCGCAAGGAGACGCAAAAACACCAGGAGCACAUUGACUAUGGACUGGAUACUGUACAGCAGCGAAUAAGCAGCUUGGAGAAAGGUCUUUUAGACAACACGUUUCCGGAAGGCUACCGGCUCUCGUUCCCUGUGCGGGGCAGCUCCAUGUAUGCUGUGUUUAAGCAGGAAGUUCCCGCCCUGCACGCUCUGACUGUCUGCAUGUGGCUCAAACCUGCCAAGAGCAUCCUGGGAACAGCGUUUUCGUAUGCUGUUUCGGAUCAGAGUCAUGAACUUGUGCUUCAGCAGCUAGUUCAUGGCCCCAUCGAGUUCAUCAUUAAUAAUGAGGUGGCGCUGUUGCCUCUAAACCUAACGGUAGGCAGAUGGCAGCAUAUGUGCGUGAGUUGGAACAGGAGGACUGGAGUGUGGCACGCCUACAUAGGGGGAAAACUAAAGAGCGAAGGGAGUGAUCUGGCAACCCGCCACACCAUCCGUCCAGGAGGAACUCUCAUACUUGGCCAAGAACAAGGCUCCAUAGGUGGUCUUCGUUUUGAGCCGUCCCGGGCUCUGGUGGGGGAACUGUCUCAGUUUAAUGUGUGGGAUCGCCCACUUCCACACACUGAGCUCUCUGCUCUUGCCCAGUGUGGCACAGGCAUGCUGGGUAAUGUAGUUCCUUGGACCAGCCGGGCGGUAGAGGUUUUCGGAGAGGUCACCAAGCAAUCGGCUGACCAUUGCGACCAUUGGACAGGCACGAGGCAGCGACUGGCAUCUUAAGGGUUCAUAUUAGAGUCAGAAAAAGAACAGAAGGUUUAGCGAGGUAGAGAUCUGUAAGGGAGGACAAACCCAUGCCGACAUUAAACAUGUAUGACGACGUCCUUAAGACAAUGUUUGGAAAGCGUUUUGAAGAUGGUACGGCAGAUAAUUCCAUUUGUUUUAUAUCCAAAGUUUUCUUCAGAAAACAAUUAAUUUACAAUUAUUUGAUAUUAUUAAGGAAUAUUCUUAUUUGAUGAUUGAAAAACAUCCAUUUAAUAAACAUAAGGAGGGAACCACGUGCUCAGGCGAACCUUAUGAUGAAUUUAAUGUCUUUUUCCACAGUUCAAAGCAGACAUUUCAUUCUUUAUUUCCUGUAUUUGAGUACUGUUUGCUUUGAAGGAAAAACACACAAACAGCUGGGAUUCAUCUUACUCUAUUUUUAUCAGUUGUCCAUUUUUGUACUAGGUUGUUUUUGUAUGUUUGAUCUUUUAUCCAAGAUUUUUCGUAAUACUUUGAAUCACAGUUACUAUGGUGAUCACUAUUGGACAGAAUCCUAUUGGUCAAGCCAUUCCUGGUUGAAUUGCAUACAAUAUAAAACCUUUCACAUCGGAAUCACAGAAUAACAUUGAAUUAGAAUGAAUAGAAGGGAUGAAAGACCAACAAACUAGUAACAGGUGAAAAGACAUUUAGUCGGAUGAAUGUUUCAGCAAUAUUUUAAUUAAUAACAACAUAAACCUUUAAAGCCAUGUUUCUGAAACCCUUUACAAACAUCAUGCAAACUGGUUUCAAUAUUCCUGUUAAACAUAACCUGCAAAUAUCUACAGACUUUCUCAUGCUGAGAAAGAAGCGCAUAUAUAGAUUUAUACAAAAAUCUACUUAGCAAAAUUAUAUUUGUAUAAUAGGCUAAGAAACAUUCCGUAUAAUGAAUGUUUAAUAUUUACACCAUUAAAUGUAUAUAACACUAGCCUAUAUAUCUAGGUUAAUGUGACUGCUUAAGAGUUUAUGUGAAUUUUACAGUGCGCUAUAUACUGUGUGUGAAUUAUAUUUAUUGCAUUGUUUACAUGUGUAUGCGGCAGGCUGAAAAUUGCCUGUUUGGUGGCCUUGCCAUGUAAAGAAUGAGGUCUCAAAUUUGGGGGCCCUUUUAAAGUAUUCCAUUGCUUGGUGGAAUAACAGAAAUCGAGUUAAUGAUGGCACAAAAUGGACAUAUACCCACACAUCUGGGAAAAGAGUAAAGUAUAACUGACUGUUUUUGGGAGUGUUUCAACACUAAAUAUCUGUUUUUUGUGUGUAGUACUGUUGUUGGUGCAAUGCCUGUUUGUUUUCUUUUCAGUGGUCAUUUUUUGAUGUUUAAUUACUUUGAUGUACACGAACAAGCUUCACAUCAUAUUCAGAAAGGACUGUUUACAAAGAAAUGUUAAUAGAUGUUAUUUUGUAAAAAUGUAUUUGUUUUUGAAUCGGCAUUUGUCGUGACUUUUAAAUGAAACUCUUUUUGCCUGGUCAUUUUUCUAAUCUCUUGCUUUUUUACACAUUUGCACCUUCAAUCUUCUAUUCUCAUAUUCUCAUUCUUGCACUCUGUCUGCGUUUAUCUGUAUUGAAUUGGAGAACAAAUGUGCAAACGUUAUUUGACUAUUAAAAUAUAUAGCACAAUGAAUAAUCAAAUUAAA
Messenger RNA from Triplophysa dalaica, 5039 nucleotides. RefSeq names its product chromobox homolog 6b (gene cbx6b). The coding region runs from base 154 to 3396 and encodes 1080 amino acids. The transcript is spliced from 11 exons. The record is from RefSeq and is a predicted model, not a curated record. NCBI's taxonomy places the organism in Eukaryota, Metazoa, Chordata, Actinopteri, Cypriniformes, Nemacheilidae.